AUAGAUGACAAGUGCCCCAUCUGUUCUGAUAAAGUAUCUGGUUAUCAUUACGGCCUGCAAACCUGCGAAAGUUGCAAAGGAUUUUUCAAAAGGUCAGUUCAGAACAACAAAAAAUAUUCUUGCAUAGAGAAUCAAACAUGUCCUAUAGACAAGACACAAAGGAAAAGAUGUGCUUAUUGCAGAUUUCAAAAAUGCCUUCUUGUUGGCAUGAAACUGGAAGCUGUGAGGCCCGACCGCAUGAGGGGAGGCAGGAACAAAUUUGGUCCCGUGUACAGGAGGGACAGGGCCCUGAGAAGACAG
This is a messenger RNA of Helobdella robusta, 300 nucleotides long. RefSeq lists its product as hypothetical. Gene Ontology annotation, molecular function: zinc ion binding; nuclear receptor activity; RNA polymerase II cis-regulatory region sequence-specific DNA binding. Gene Ontology annotation, biological process: tissue development; hormone-mediated signaling pathway; regulation of transcription by RNA polymerase II. Gene Ontology annotation, cellular component: RNA polymerase II transcription regulator complex. The record is from RefSeq and is a predicted model, not a curated record. The transcript has 3 exons. NCBI's taxonomy places the organism in Eukaryota, Metazoa, Annelida, Clitellata, Rhynchobdellida, Glossiphoniidae. The annotation marks the transcript as partial.